AUUUCCAUUAGUUUUACCUGAUACAUAUGUUAAGUGAAGAAGUAUAUUUUACCUGUGAAAAUGAAAAUGGAACAAAAUUGUAUACAAUGUGUAAUAGUUGGAGAUGGAAUGGUUGGGAAAUCACACUUAGCAAAAUGUUUUGUGGGACAAUCUUUGCAGGAAGAUUAUAUUGCUACAGUUUUUGAAAAUUAUGCAGGAACAAUAGCAGUUGCCGGUAGUAAAUAUACGAUUGGUAUUUUUGAUUCAGCAGGACAACAAGAUUAUACAAAUCUUCGAGCCUUUAGCUACAGAGACAGCGAUGUGUUCAUACUGUGCUACAACAUAGCUGAUAGAGAAUCUUUUAAAAACAUUAAAUCUUUUUGGAUACCAGAAAUUAAACAGUACAAUGUGAAGAAAAGGCCUAUUAUAUUAGUGGCUACUCAAAGUGACACUCGGGAUAUUUACGAAGACUCUGUGACAUCUGAUGAAGGUGUUGAAUUAGCCAAAGACAUAGGAGCAGAAUGUUUGAUAGAAACAUCAGCCAUUACAAAAGAGGGUACAACGGAAACCUUCGAAAGGGUAGUCAUGUCAGCGUUAAAACAUAAAAAGAAAAAGUACAAAAUAUUCCAGAGACUUUUUAAGAAGUAAAAUGGUUGACAUCAUUGACUUUCUGUUAAUUUUUAUAUAAAUUAAUAGAAAAACAGACCAACGAAAGUACCUCAUGCAAUACAUAUCCGAGUAGUUUUACACAAACUCGAAAAGGCCUUUUUUCGGGAGUGUGCAAUAAUUUGUGCCAAAUACUGUGAUACGAGUCCAUUCCAAUUUGUUUUGUUUUUAUUGUUUUACAAAGCUGCUGGUCAGCAUAUAUGUUAUAUAUUUAUUGUCAAUAAAAAUGACUUAAUACAUCUG
Messenger RNA from Mytilus californianus (California mussel), 888 nucleotides. RefSeq names its product rho-related GTP-binding protein RhoJ-like. Gene Ontology annotation, molecular function: GTPase activity; GTP binding. The coding region runs from base 61 to 627 and encodes 188 amino acids. The record is from RefSeq and is a predicted model, not a curated record. Lineage: Eukaryota; Metazoa; Mollusca; Bivalvia; Mytilida; Mytilidae. Gene Ontology annotation, biological process: small GTPase-mediated signal transduction. The transcript is spliced from 3 exons.